Molecule: messenger RNA, 1173 nt
Organism: Sitodiplosis mosellana (orange wheat blossom midge)
Lineage: Eukaryota; Metazoa; Arthropoda; Insecta; Diptera; Cecidomyiidae
Product: ribonuclease kappa
Exons: 3
Coding region: 209-493 (94 amino acids)
Molecular function (GO): RNA endonuclease activity
Source: RefSeq, a predicted model, not a curated record
CGUUCGCAGAACAGCAAUAACAAGGCUGAAAAAAAAGCUGUCACAUGAUUGAGUCAAGCAUUUGACGUGAAAAGAUAUCAUAAAAGCGAAAUAGACAGUGCAGUGCUGAGCAAAGUGAAUCUUGUGAUUAAAAAAAAAUAAAUUCAUCAUCAGCAGUAGCUUUUUAUCACAAAUAGUCAUUUACUAGACAAUCCAUAAAUCGUUCAAUAUGCAGAUUUGUGGCCCAAAAUUGUCGCUUUGCGGCUUGAUCCUGUCCGUAUGGGGAAUUAUCCAAUUGACCUUGAUGGGCAUUUUCUACUAUGUGCACAGUGUGGCUCUGAUUGAAGACUUGCCGUUGAAACAUACAUACGAAAGACCAAGCGACUUCUAUACUGACGCUGACAAAGCAUACAGCCAGAAUGCAUUGAAUUGCUGGAUAGCUGCGUGCAUUUAUGUGCUCACCUUGGUGGUUUCAGGACAACAAUUCUAUGCCAACAGUCGCACCACUGCCUAAAUGCAGCCCAACACAUUCCUAUAUUUAUUUGUUUAAGAUCCAAAUUGUUGGCCGCACAUUUCACCGAAACCAAAUCAUUUUCCAUAACCCACGUCGUUUAGGAUCUGAUGAACUUCCACCAAUACAAAAAGCGCAUCCUAUGAAAAUGGUUCGAUUUCGGCGGAAUGGUGAAUUGGCUAUGCGUGUGUAAAUGCUGCUCAUAUAUCAAAACAAAUCUUUAACUAUCGCGAGCCAAGUGCACACACUUAAAGUAUUUCUAUUCUUCUCUUCUUUUUUUUGUGUCAAUAAUCACACACAUACACACAAAGAUUACAAUAUUUACCGAACAUUUGUUGAUUAUGUGAUUUCUUGAUUCAAAUCAAUUCUUCUAUUGCUUAUCGUCUGUUUUAUUGUGUAUUAGAUCAAGUUAUCAAAACCAAAAACGAAACAAAAAAAAAUUAACAACAACACAUUCUCAAUUUUAACUACAAGACCCAAAAAAAAAUUCUACCCGUCAAUCAUCUCAAUGUAAAUUGCAUUGUCCCGAUUCAACUACGUUCGUACGGUUGAUAAAUAAUCCAAUAUCCAAUGGGCAUCGUUUUAGUUUAUUCUUUUUCUUGUCAAAAAAAAAAAGUUUAUGAAAAAAAUGCAAAUUAUAAGUUACUGAAAAAUGUAAAUAAUAAAGAAAACAUGUUAGAUUA